AUGGAUUUUCAGAGUCUCAUUGAAAACCGAAAAAAAAUAUUGAAACCUACGACGACAGUUGUUACAAAUACGUCAGGUGAAAAAUAUGAAAUCUCUGACGGAGUUGUUCGUAAUUUAGGAAUAAAAGUCACGCCAUUUGUUGUUGAUAAUAAACCAAAUUUAAAAAUAGACUUAAUUAUUCCUGGAUUAUUCAUCAGCUCGCAGGAUCCAGUUUAUAAUUUAGAUAUUUUAGAAUCACACGGAAUAAAAAAUAUUUUGAGUUUGGGAAUAAAUCCGGAAGUUAAAUUUCCUGAUAUAAAUUAUUAUUACGUUGAUAUUCUUGAUUUGCCGGAAUUUGAUUUGUUUAAAGUUUUAAAUGAGUGUAUUAAAAUAAUCCAUGAAAAUAUAAGUGAAAAUAUUUUAGUUCAUUGUAAUGCUGGGGUAUCAAGAUCACCGACGAUAGUACUUGGAUAUUUGAUGGCAUGUAAAAAAUUGUCAUACACUCAAGCUUAUGAUUUUGUUAAAAAUAUUCGAUACAUUCGGCCGAAUGAUGGAUUUGUAAAUAAAUUGAAAAAUAUCAAACCCAAAGAUUUACCUCAGCUUAAUUAAGAGUUUGAAAUUUUGAAUUAUUCGUAAGUUUUCUAAUUAGUAAAUUUUCGAAUAAUUUGUAAAUUUUCUUGUGAACUUGAAAUUGUAAUUUUUUUUUUUUUUUUCAAUAAUUCAAAUUGUUGUCUGUCAUAAAUGAAUAGAAAUAAAUAUCUCGGACACAAAUCUACGAAAAAUUAUUUUUAAAUAUUUGAAUACUUCAAAGCUGAUCAGAAUUUUCUUGAUUCGAAUCGAGUAAUUUGAAAAGUUACUAAUAAUUUGAAAAAAAAAUUUUAAAUUACUCUCGAUUUUAUCGAAUUAUUCGAUUCGCAAAAUUUUAUUAAUAGUAUAUUGAGUGGCGAGGGAUGAAACGAAACGAUUUCAGACCAGGGUGGAGUUGGCUGACAUCACCCGCAGUCUGAAGUCGUAUUUCAUUCUGUGUUACACAAUAUAUUUAUAUUUUACGAAUGUGAAUGUACCAGAUAUGAGACAAUUUGUAGAUUUUAAAUGAAUAAAUAAAUUAAUUUAAAAAAUGCGCGUACUGACUUUUCAAUUAUUUAAAUAUGCAUUUUAAAAUUUUUAUUCUACUUAAAUUUAUGAGUGUGAUUAAAAUUAUUAAAUUUAUUUAUUCAAAAAUUGAGAUAAUUGCCAAUUGUCAGCUACAUUCACACUCAUUAGAUUUUUAAUGAUUACCUGCAUUAAAACUUGAAGUUUCAGUGUCAGCAGCAAAUUAAUUUAAGUCCAAUGGUGUAAUCAUAUUAGCGUACGCGUAAAUUGUCACUUGCACUUUUAUAAUUAAGGAGAAACUAUGAAUACAUAUAUUAUUAUGAAUGUGAAUGUAGCAGACAUCAGAUAAAUUUAAAAUUAUAAAUAAAUAGAGUAAAUAAUUAACAAAAUUGAAUUUUAAAAAAAUGCACUUAUUAAUUUCAAAAUUUUCUAAAUGCGCAUUUUUUUAAAUUUAAUUUUAUUAAUUAUUUACUCUAUUUAUUUAUAAUUUUACAUUUGUCUGAUGUCUGCUAAAUUCACACUCAUAUAUUAUUCACAGUAAUUUUUAAAAAACUUAAUCACAAACUCAGAACCGUCAUUUACGUGAAUAAAUUUAAUGGUCGGAAAAUAAUGUCUUCAAUUAACGAACAGAGAUAAUACUGAAGUUAGCCGCCGUCUAAUAAUUUUUUGAUUUUUUUUUAAACGACAAAUUAUAAAAAAAAAUAUAUUUUAAAAAAUUGCACCUAUAGUUUUUUUAAUUUUCUACAUGUGCAUAUUUUUAGUUUUUUUUUUUUUAUAAUUAAUUUGUUGAAAAAAAAAUCCGAAAAUUAUUAAUUUUCUACUCACUUCAGGGUCAUGGAAUGAGUGUGAAUUUCGUAGACAUCAGACAAAUUUAAAAUUAUUAAUAAAUAGAGUAAAUAAUUUUGAAUUUGUCUGAUGUCUGCUAUAUUCACACUCAUGGUCAUGGGUAAAAACUUUUGUUCCUUCCCAAGGGUCAAAAUAGUAUUACACACCUAGGGAAGUAAGUAAGAAAUGUCUCAGAUCACAUGUUUGUUGAAAAAUUUUUAUGUCCGCACGCUGAAUUUUCUUCGAGUUGGACUAAAGUUUUGACUGAAUAUAGAGGCACUGAAACUUUGAUUUUCGUUACUGGUAUCAUAAAAAAGUAAUUAAAUUUAAAAAUAAAACAUGAUACUGAAGUUAUCCGACAUCUAAUAAUUUUAAGAUUUUUGUAAAAAAACAUAAAUUUUCUACAAGUGGAUAUUUUUAUUUUUUUUGUUAAUUGUCUGUAAACUUCAGGAUCAUAAAUUUCAUAUUUGAGUAAACAGUAAAAGGGAAAAAAAAAUAAAGAUAAAUUAUUCUUUAACAAUUCAUUUUAUACGACAUACCAUAAUGUUCUUUUUAUCAUAUUGUUUACUUAAUAUUUCAUGCAUAUAUUUGUAAUUACAUCUUUUUACCAUUUCCUGAAACUUAUAAAAAUUUUAAAAUCCUUUCAUGCAACUACAGUUUUAAUAGUGGAUCGAAUUCAAGCGUUUGACAAAUUUUCUUCUUCGUUCGCUCAUUUCUUAUGCUUGGCAAUCAUAUUUUUUAAUAUAUAAUAUAAUAAUAUUAAUUAAUCAAUAAUAAUUACAUGUAUAAUAUUUAUAUAAGGAGACAAUGAUAACAUGUAGGUCGAUCGUAGGCUUAUAAAAAUGGCUGUAAUUCUAAAAAAUAUAAGUGAAUUUUUCUGUAUCCCCGAUAUCUAUUGUAAUAAUUAAUUAAUUAAUUUUUUUUCUUACAUUCAUUCGUAUUUUUUUCUCUUCAUACAUGAAACAUACAAGCGUAUAUGAGAUUAUUUUCUACAUUUAUUAUUAUAGUCAAUGUUAGUUUACUUUAGAUUUUAUUUUUGUUAAUGUAUAUUUUUUUUGUAGUCUUAUUGUUAUUUUUUUUUUAUUACUAAUCUAUUUUUUUUGCAUUUUAAACUUCCCGCUAAGAAAAUUGUAGAUUUUCAAAAAAAUUCGGGAAGUUAUUGUUUAAAUUUAUUUUAAUUUUACUCAGCAUAUGACGCUACUUACUCACAUGUAAACCUCGUACUUUUUUUUUUUUUUCUUUUUUUUUGUUCAUAUACAGUUACUAUAUUAGAAUAUUUAUUAUAUAUCAUUCAUAGUCAUAUACAUAAUUAUAUUCACAAUCAUCAU
Microplitis mediator is the source of this 3224-nucleotide messenger RNA. RefSeq names its product dual specificity protein phosphatase 19. Gene Ontology annotation, biological process: protein dephosphorylation; regulation of MAP kinase activity. Gene Ontology annotation, cellular component: cytoplasm. Lineage: Eukaryota; Metazoa; Arthropoda; Insecta; Hymenoptera; Braconidae. Gene Ontology annotation, molecular function: JUN kinase phosphatase activity. The record is from RefSeq and is a predicted model, not a curated record. The transcript has a single exon. Bases 1 to 588 code for a protein of 195 amino acids.